This is a messenger RNA of Chenopodium quinoa (quinoa), 1908 nucleotides long. RefSeq names its product solute carrier family 25 member 44-like. NCBI's taxonomy places the organism in Eukaryota, Viridiplantae, Streptophyta, Magnoliopsida, Caryophyllales, Amaranthaceae. The transcript is spliced from 6 exons. Gene Ontology annotation, biological process: transmembrane transport. The coding region runs from base 417 to 1376 and encodes 319 amino acids. The record is from RefSeq and is a predicted model, not a curated record.
CGAAAUUACUAGGUUGAGACUAGGCGAAGACGGCUAGACCAUCAUGCACCAUCGACUCGUGGGGACGCAUGGUGAUGCCCAGCCUAGUUUUAGGAAUGAGGACGUUUUUCUGACGUGCUAAACCACGUUUUCCCUCAAUUUAGUAAUCCCAAUAAUUUCCUCGUGAACAAACAAACUGUUCUUAAAAAAAUAAGAGAAAUAAAAAGAGCAAAGAAUACAACAAUUUUUCUUCAUUUCUUGAAUUUUGAUUUGGGUGGAAGUUUGCACUUUACUUCAUCAAAUCAAACUCAUUCAUUGGUUCAGAUUCCCAAUUUUAUUUGAGAUUUUGAUUAAUUUCCCCCUUUUUUCAGCUUAUCUUCUGAUUUUAGGGUUCUUUGAUUUUUUUGUUCUUUAAUUCAAUUUUGCUCUCUCUUCAAAUGGGUUCGUCUGGUGCUCGAACUCCGGCAUUCGGACAAACAGAGAUUAAUUGGGAUAAACUUGACAAGACAAAAUUCUAUGUUGUUGGAGCUGGGCUUUUUACGGGAAUUACAGUGGCACUUUAUCCAGUUUCUGUUGUUAAGACUAGGCUACAGGUUGCUUCCAAGGAUAUUACUGAGAAAAGUGCAUUUUCAGUUGCCAAAGGCAUAUUGAAAGCUGAUGGUGUACCUGGUUUGUAUAGAGGUUUUGGUACUGUCAUCACUGGUGCAGUUCCGGCCCGGAUUAUAUUUCUUACUGCUCUAGAGACUACUAAAGUGGCGGCAUUUCGGAUGGUUGAACCACUUAAAUUGUCUGAACCAUCACAGGCAGCAAUAGCAAAUGGUAUUGCUGGCAUGGUUGGUUCACUUUCAGCACAGGCUGUGUUUGUUCCAGUCGACGUGGUUAGCCAGAAGUUGAUGGUACAAGGAUAUUCGGGUUAUGCAACAUAUAAUGGGGGCCUUGAUGUUGUUCGCAAGGUUGUUAAAUCAGAUGGUGUUCGGGGACUGUAUAGGGGGUUUGGUCUAUCAGUGAUGACAUAUGCCCCUUCCAGUGCUGUAUGGUGGGCCAGUUACGGCUCUAGUCAACGUUUAUUUUGGAGCCUUCUAGGAGAUGGAACUGAGCAGCAAGAGGUUCCUAGUCUAGGGAAAAUUGUGUCUAUUCAAGCUGCUGGGGGUGUUGUUGCUGGUGCCACGGCAUCUUGCAUCACAACUCCGCUAGACACCAUUAAGACUCGUUUACAGGUAAUGGGACUAGAUAAGAGACAGAAUGCUGUUCAAGUUGUAAAGAAAUUGAUUGCAGAUGAUGGUUGGAAAGGUCUUUAUAGAGGACUAGGUCCAAGAUUUUUCAGCAUGUCCGCUUGGGGAACCUCCAUGAUACUGGCUUAUGAAUAUCUGAAGCGGCUGUGUGCAAAGGAGGACUAGAUUCACAUGACAGCACAUUUGCUGACCAUUUCAUUGCUAUGAAAGAUUUAGCUUACUCAAAGUGGCUAUAAGAUUUUACUCACCCUUGGCUUUUUUUAAUUGCCCAUUCUUUUAUCAACUACGUCAACAUUUACAAGAAACUUUUUGCAACUUGGUUUCAUGACUUAAGUAUCCAGCCUUUGAUAAUCGCGCAAUGAAGAUUGGUUACACUUACUGAAUUAGCAAGUUGUAUUUAGCUGAACGUUCCUGUUACUCAUAACCAGUGAGAAUGUCCGUUUACCAGGCAUGGUUUUACAAUACCAGUGAAGUUUUUUGUACGCAUAGAUUAGAAAGUUGCAGGAAGGAGUCAUUAUUUUCUGUAUAUCUUAAUGACCACAAAUCAUAGAAGUCAUGAGCUUACACCCACAAGGGUGAUAGUGAAAAAUUCUUUAAACUUCAAAGUAACUGUUACAAGGAAGAUGUAGCUUUUCUGUGAUAUUCAUUCCUUCUUUCAGAAUGCUUACAGAUAAUAAUGUGAAGUUAUUUUAGCAUA